UCUUGGUUUUUAGUUGCAUAAGCCUUUUUUAUGAAGAAAAGAUCUCGAAAAGAUGUGAUUAUAACUUGGUAGUUUAGCCUAUUUUUAUACCAAAAACCCCAAGAUAAAGUGCAUAGUACUACGAGAGCCGGUCAUGGCGUUCAGAUUCUGCUCCAAGCCUCUACAACCUUGGUUAAAUAGUUCCUUUAUACGAACUCUCCUGAACACCCAGGKUGGUCGUUUUUCUUGUAGUACAAGAGUUUUGCUGACUCAUAAACCACUCACUCAACUAUGUUUUGACCGUCUCGCGAGGUUUAGCUCUCAAGCACCAAAAGGGUUUGAGAAGUAUUUUCCUGGAGCUUCAAAACAAUCGUCCAAAAAUAACACAUCAGGAAAUAAUAAUUCAAGUUCUAACAAGAAAUCAGGUGGAAGUAGUAGUUCAGGAGAUGGGAAAGGUCCAGGUGGCAAUAAUCAGUGGUGGCAGAACUUCUUUGAGAAUUACCAACAACAGAUUUGGCUAGCUACUGGUUUGGCUCUUGGUGCCGGAUACCUUCUGAUGUACAGUGGUACUCCUGUUAGAGAAAUUAAYUGGCAGGAAUUCCGUACCAAUUACCUGGAAAAAGGAGAUGUCGACAAACUUGUUGUUUCUUGUCUAUUGACCUACAGGAAGGAGCUCAUCAAGCUGACGCCAACCUUACUAAUCAUAGGAGCAUUAAUAUACUUUAGUAGACGGYUAUCUGCUGGCUCUAAGGGACAGGGGGGUAUAUUUGGUGUUGGUAGCUCUACUGCUAAAUUAUUCAACAAAGAAACAAGUGUAAAUAUACGUUUCAAAAAGAACCCUCAACAAUAUCAUGAACUUGGUGCUAAGAUUCCUAAGGGUGCAAUAUUAUCUGGGCCACCAGGAACUGGUAAAACACUUCUUGCCAAAGCMACAGCAGGAGAAGCAGAAGUACCAUUCCUAACAGUGUCUGGAUCAGAAUUCCUGGAAAUGUUUGUUGGUGUUGGUCCAGCUAGAGUGCGAGACUUGUUUGGACARGCCAGGAAGAAUGCACCUUGUAUCAUCUUUAUUGAUGAAAUAGAUGCUGUUGGACGAGCACGAGGAAGAACAGGACAGUUUGGUGGACAUGACGAGAGAGAGAACACUCUGAAUCAACUUCUGGUAGAAAUGGAUGGUUUUAGUUCUACUACUAAUGUAGUAGUGCUAGCUGGUACAAACAGACCAGAUGURUUGGAUCCUGCUUUACUGAGACCUGGAAGGUUUGACAGACAGAUACACUUGUCUGCACCAGACAUCAAGGGAAGAUGCUCCAUCUUYAAAGUCCACUUGAAACCAAUCAAGAAGAAUGUUGAUGAAGAAAAACUUGCGCGAAGAAUGGCUGCACUGACCCCAGGAUUUACAGGUGCUGAUAUUGCUAAUGUGUGUAAUGAGGCAGCRCUUAUUGCAGCAAGAUACUUGUCCCCUGUGGUAGAAGAAUCACAUUUUGAGAAGGCUAUUGAGAGAGUCAUUGGAGGUUUAGAAAAGAAGACUCAAGUUCUUCAGCCAGAAGAAAAGAAAACAGUAGCRUACCAUGAGGCAGGACAUGCUGUAGCUGGCUGGUUCUUGGAACAUGCUGAUCCUCUACUCAAGGUUUCCAUCAUUCCUAGAGGGAAAGGAUUGGGUUAUGCACAAUAUUUGCCUAAAGAACAAUAUUUAUUAUCCACAGAACAGCUGUUAGACAAAAUGUGUAUGACACUGGGUGGUCGCGUGUCAGAACAGAUAUUUUUUGGUCGCAUAACUACAGGAGCUCAGGAUGAUUUGAGUAAAGUCACCAAGAGCGCAUAUGCACAGGUUGUCACUUUUGGAAUGAACGAAAAGCUAGGCAACGUAUCGUUCGAUCUGCCAAGAGAAGGCGAACCAAGCUUUGACAAGCCAUACAGCGAAGCCACAGCACAGCUGAUAGAUGAACAGGCCAGAGAACUCAUAAACAGGGCUUAUGACAGAACGACAAAAUUACUGACUGAUCAUAAACAUAAUGUAGAACAGGUUGCUAAACGUCUGUUGGAGAAAGAGGUCUUAAACCGCGAAGACAUGAUUGAACUAUUAGGACCCAGGCCAUUCAAAGAGAAAUCAACUUAUGAAGAAUUCGUUGCCGGAACCGGAAGUGAGAAUGAGGACACACGUCUACCAAAGGGUCUUCAAGGAUUAAAAGACACCAGCGACAAUGAAGCGGAUGCUCCUACUCAACCCGGAAGUGGAACUAUCCCAACAUAGUCCUCUAGUCCGUAGUUAACGGUGCCCUAGUCCACAGUAAAUCGAUUCAGAUAGAUUGGGCAGAUGCGUGCAUUUGUAUCUUUGUGCAUUGAUAAUCAAAUACAUACUUACCCAACUCGAGGGAUCUUACAUCGAUACUGAUAAAAACGGCGAAGCAAAAAAAAAAUCAAGAUGAGUAUUGCUAUGUAAAUAAACUCGAUUUAUAAGACAGCCUAAAGUCGUGUUGUCUAUUAAAUAUUUUAAUAAAGGAAGUUGAUCAGUUC
This is a messenger RNA of Actinia tenebrosa (Australian red waratah sea anemone), 2493 nucleotides long. RefSeq names its product mitochondrial inner membrane m-AAA protease component AFG3L2. Lineage: Eukaryota; Metazoa; Cnidaria; Anthozoa; Actiniaria; Actiniidae. Gene Ontology annotation, cellular component: membrane; m-AAA complex. Gene Ontology annotation, molecular function: ATP-dependent peptidase activity; metalloendopeptidase activity; ATP hydrolysis activity. The record is from RefSeq and is a predicted model, not a curated record. Gene Ontology annotation, biological process: mitochondrial protein processing.